AGCCAUCAUGCGCCAAAAACCUUUUCCGGUCUUUUUUUCCCCCUCACAAGUUUCCAAAUAAUCCACGUCCCAGGCACAGACAGGGUGACUAGCCUAAGCACAAAAUGAUGCUGAAAUUUGUGAUAUUAUCCCUUUGCGUGGGCUUUGUGGUGGGCAGUUCAGUUCACAGAGGGGGACAUCUGGACAUCACCGAGGCCCUGGAGAAGCAUGUGGCGCAGGGACAAACCACUUUAAACGAGAUGUUCAGGGAAGUGGAAAAACUGAUGGAGGACACCCAGCAAAAACUAGAGGAGGCUGUUCACCAGAUGGAGAACGAGUCUUCAAAAUCGUUGCUACAUGGACGCAACUUUCCUGCCAGUUUUCACAAUGAAACCACGAGCGUGAUCAAGGUUGGAAAUCGAACAGUCCAGCUGAUAGAGAGAAUCGACAAGGAAACAGAUAAUACGACUGGAAAGACUAAUUUUUCCAGAACUCUCAUUCAGAACACUGAACGUUGGAAUGAAGUAGAUCACGAGUGCAUGAUUGACGAGGACUGUGGGGACGGCAGCUUCUGCCUGUACGAGAUCCUCACCUCCAAAUGCGUUCUGUGCCAGACAACUAAUAUGGAGUGCACAAAGGAUGUGGAGUGUUGUGGAGAUCAGCUGUGUGUGUGGGGUGUUUGUGCUCAGAACAGAACUAAAGGACAGUCUGGAACCAUCUGUCAGUACCAGAGCGACUGCAGCCCUCAACACUGCUGCGCCUUUCACAAAGCCCUGCUCUUCCCCGUGUGCCGCCCCAAGCCACAGGAGGGCCAGGGUUGCCACAGUCACCCCAAUCAGCUGAUGGAUCUGUUACUGUGGGACGAGGAGGGGCCGCAGGAGCACUGCCCCUGUGCUGCAGGCCUGCACUGCCAGCCUCUCAAGAAUAAAUCAGUGUGUGUGCAUGAGAGGAACACUUCUGGUUAAGGAAAUGUGGACUGAUCGCUCCCAAUGAAACAUUGAUCAGUGUUGUAAUUUGUAAUUUUGUCUCUAUUUGUAACAUCGAAGUGCCUUAUUUUUUCCUCUUAAUUCAAUGAGAGGAGCUUUAAUUUAUAGUUUUUGUGUAAUUUGUGUGCCACUACAUCAAAUGGAAUUACAAAUGUUUUAAACAGAUAAGACAUGACAACGUUCUGAAUAUGUGGACCUAGCUGGGCAUUAUAUUCCUUCCAAAUAAAUAUGAUUUCUUGCCA
Cyprinus carpio (common carp) is the source of this 1207-nucleotide messenger RNA. RefSeq names its product dickkopf-related protein 3-like. Gene Ontology annotation, molecular function: receptor antagonist activity; co-receptor binding. The record is from RefSeq and is a predicted model, not a curated record. NCBI's taxonomy places the organism in Eukaryota, Metazoa, Chordata, Actinopteri, Cypriniformes, Cyprinidae. Gene Ontology annotation, biological process: negative regulation of canonical Wnt signaling pathway; multicellular organism development. Gene Ontology annotation, cellular component: extracellular region.